Messenger RNA from Cynara cardunculus var. scolymus (artichoke), 417 nucleotides. Its product is annotated as classical arabinogalactan protein 5-like. The transcript has a single exon. The record is from RefSeq and is a predicted model, not a curated record. NCBI's taxonomy places the organism in Eukaryota, Viridiplantae, Streptophyta, Magnoliopsida, Asterales, Asteraceae. The coding region runs from base 1 to 417 and encodes 138 amino acids.
AUGGCAAUACACUUUAGACCGUUUUUAUUUUUGGUUCUGGUUCUAGCACCACUCCCCACCUUAGAGGGUUCCCGAAGAACACUUCAGGCCAUGUCCCCUGUACCUUCACCAUUCUACCACUACCGCCACUCAGCGCCUGCUUCAUCUCCAGCACCAGUACCACAACCUCCACCAAAGCUGACACCACCACCUUCAUCUGGCGGAGGCAGCAGUGGCGGCGGUGGUGGUUUUGUGCUGCCACAAAAUCGCGGUGGUGGGUCCUCUAAAGGACUGAGCGGGGGACAAAAGGCUGGGAUAGUAUUUGGAGUUUUAGCGGGUGCGGGUUUGAUCGGGUUUGCUACGGUUGUGUUCAUGAAACGCAAGAGCAAUAUCCGGCGAGCACGUUUUGGUGUAUUAGCUAGAAGAUCUCAACUUUGA